AUGGCGAUGAAUAUUAGAACGACGACAAGAGCGCUGGGGGUCUUGAGACCGCGUAAUACCCAGGCGAUAGUUCUUCCCUCGGUUAGGUCGUACUCUUCCUCGUCCGAGCCCGACUUGAAGGAAACGCUAAAAGAAGUCAUUCCCGCGAAACGGGAACUUCUCAAGAAGGUCAAGGCCAAUGCCGACAAGGUCAUUGGUGAGGUCAAGGUUGAGAACACGAUUGGCGGCAUGAGAGGGCUAAAGGCAAUGGUAUGGGAAGGCUCUGUGUUAGAUGCGAAUGAGGGAAUUCGGUUUCACGGCCGCACCAUAAAGGACUGCCAAAAGGAGCUACCCAAAGGUAGGACGGGUACUGAGAUGCUCCCGGAAGCCAUGUUCUGGCUCCUCUUGACCGGCAAAGUCCCCUCGGUCGGUCAGGUUCGCCAACUAUCGCGUGAACUCGCCGAGCAGGCUCGGCUUCCCGACUUCGUAAACAAGCUGCUUGAUAGCUUCCCUCGGGACUUACACCCCAUGACCCAGUUCGCCAUUGCUGUUAGCGCCCUAAACUACACGUCGAAAUUUGCCAAGGCGUACGAGCAGGGCUUAAAUAAGGCUGACUACUGGGAGCCUACGUUUGACGAUGUAAUUAGUCUGUUGGCCAAAUUACCUACAAUCGCGGCCAAGAUAUAUCAGAAUUCCUAUCGAGAUGGUGGCGCGUUGCCUGGCGACGUCGAUCCCGAACAGGACUGGUCUUAUAACUUCGCAUCCAUGCUGGGCAAGGGUGGGAAAGAGAAUGAGGACUUCCAGGACCUGCUAAGACUGUACCUGGCUCUCCAUGGAGACCACGAAGGCGGAAACGUCUCAGCUCACGCCACUCACCUCGUCGGAAGUGCUCUAAGCGAUCCAUUCCUGAGUUACAGCGCCGGUCUCCAAGGGUUAGCCGGACCUCUACACGGACUCGCGGCGCAGGAGGUUUUACGGUGGAUUCUCCAGAUGAAAGAAAACAUCCCGACAAAUUAUUCCGAAAAAGAUAUCCACGACUAUCUGUGGUCGACGCUUAACAGCGGGCGAGUUAUUCCGGGCUAUGGACAUGCCGUCCUUCGCAAGCCCGACCCCCGCUUCGAAGCCCUCAUGGAUUACGCUGCCAGUCGCCCUGCGAUCGCUAACGACCCUGUAUUCCAGCUCGUGAAGGCCAAUAGCGAAAUCGCUCCCCAGGUUCUGACUAAACACGGAAAGACGAAGAACCCCUAUCCCAACGUCGACUCGAGUAGUGGCGUUUUAUUCCAUCAUUAUGGCUUCCAUGAGACCCUUUAUUACACGGCAACCUUUGGUGUUAGUAGGGGUUUGGGACCAUUGGCUCAGCUCAUUUGGGACCGCGCUCUCGGCCUACCCAUUGAGCGGCCUAAGAGCAUAAAUCUAGAAGGAAUCCUAAAACUGGCGGAAGCUUAA
Daldinia caldariorum is the source of this 1425-nucleotide messenger RNA. RefSeq names its product citrate synthase. Gene Ontology annotation, molecular function: 2-methylcitrate synthase activity. The record is from RefSeq and is a predicted model, not a curated record. The transcript has 4 exons. Lineage: Eukaryota; Fungi; Ascomycota; Sordariomycetes; Xylariales; Hypoxylaceae. Gene Ontology annotation, cellular component: mitochondrial matrix. Gene Ontology annotation, biological process: tricarboxylic acid cycle; carbohydrate metabolic process. Bases 1 to 1425 code for a protein of 474 amino acids.